Messenger RNA from Erinaceus europaeus (western European hedgehog), 2368 nucleotides. RefSeq names its product transmembrane serine protease 4. Bases 241 to 1629 code for a protein of 462 amino acids. Gene Ontology annotation, molecular function: serine-type endopeptidase activity; protein binding. Gene Ontology annotation, biological process: proteolysis. NCBI's taxonomy places the organism in Eukaryota, Metazoa, Chordata, Mammalia, Eulipotyphla, Erinaceidae. Gene Ontology annotation, cellular component: membrane. The record is from RefSeq and is a predicted model, not a curated record. The transcript is spliced from 14 exons.
AGUUGUUUUAAUCAACCCGCCUCACAGUCCCCAACUCACUUCUGGAAGACACAGGGCAGGAGGUGGUCUACUCACUGUGGGAAGAGGGAUGCUGGCCUUGAACUUCAGCCUCCUCCAGCCAAUGCUGCCUGGGGAUCUCUGACCUGCUGGCCAGCGGACUCAUUCCAGGGGGACCCUUCUGAGGUGGGCUGCCCACUCAGUGCCAGGGCCCUGGAGAAACCAGACGAUCACGAAGCCAGAAUGGAUCCGGAUAGUGAUCAGCCCCUGAACAGCCGUGGUGCCAGAAAUGCCACCUCCCUGCACAAAGCCCACACACCCCUGGAGAAUUUCAAAAAGGUGGGGGUCCCCAUCAUUGCAGCCCUGCUGAGCCUGGCUACCAUCAUCAUCAUGGCUGUCCUCAUCAAGGUCAUCUUGGACAAAUACUACUUCCUCUGCGGGCAGCCCUUCCACUUCAUCUCUAGGAGGCAGGUGUGUGAUGGCCAGCAGGACUGUGCCCUGGGGGAGGAUGAGCAGCACUGUGUCAAGAACUUCCCUGAUGACCCUCCUGAAGCAGUUCGCCUCUCCAAGGACCGAUCCACCCUACAGGUGCUGGACCCAACCACCGGGAACUGGGUCUCUGCAUGUUUUGACAACUUCACAGAAGCUCUGGCCAGGACAGCCUGUGGGCAAAUGGGCUAUGACAGCAAACCUAUGUUCAGAGCUGUGAAGAUAGGCCCAGAGCAGGAACUAGAAGUUGCUGAAAUCACAGAGAACAACCAGGAGCUUCAGGUGCAAAACCUGAGUGGAUCCUGCUACUCAGGCUCCCUGGUCUCCUUGCACUGUCUUGGAAAGAAGAAGCUGGGCAGAGCCUGGAAGCAUGGUCAGAGACAGGAAAGCCUGGAAGAAGAUCAGCCUUUCAACUGUGGGGAGAGCCUAAAGGCCCCCCGGGUGGUAGGUGGGGAGAAGGCGUCUGUAGAUUCUUGGCCUUGGCAGGUCAGCAUCCAGCACAACAGACAACACGUCUGUGGAGGGAGCAUCCUAGAUUCCCACUGGAUCCUUACAGCCGCCCACUGCUUCAGGAAGCAUCAUGAUCUCUCUAACUGGAAGGUGAGGGCUGGAUCAGACAAACUGGGAAAUUUCCCAUCCCUGCCUGUGGCUAAGAUCUUUGUCAUUGAGCGCAAUACCACAUACCCCAAAGACAAAGAUAUUGCCCUGGUGAAGCUGCAGUCCCCACUCACAUUCUCAGGCACAGUCAGGCCCAUCUGCCUGCCAUUCUCUGAUGAAGAGCUCAGUCCAGACACCCCACUAUGGGUCAUCGGAUGGGGCUUUACAAAGCAAAAUGGAGGGAAGAUGUCAGAUGCACUGCUACAGGCAUCUGUCAAGGUGAUUGACAGCACCCGGUGCAAUGCAGAAGAUGCGUAUCAGGGGGAAGUGACAGAGAAGAUGCUGUGUGCAGGCAUCCUGGAGGGCGGCGUGGACACCUGUCAGGGUGACAGCGGUGGACCCCUGAUGUAUCACUCUAACCAGUGGCAAGUAGUGGGCAUCGUGAGCUGGGGCCAUGGCUGCGGAGGUCCAAGUACCCCAGGAGUGUACACCAAGGUCACGGCCUAUCUCAACUGGAUCUACAAUGUCCGCAAGUCUGUGCCAUGAUGCUGCUGUCCCUGUACAAAGCUGGAAAUUGCUUGUCUCCUGCCCACCUGAGGAUUCCCCAGAAGACAGGCACAGAGCAAGAGUCCCUGUGGGAACACCUCUUCAUCAUAGCUUCAGUAUUUUUUUUUUUUUUUUUUUGGUGCAGCAAAAUACGUCCAUUCCUGUAAGAAACCCCAAAGUCUCUGGGCAUUCAGGAGGAAGCCAGAAACCCCACCUCAGCCACCUCGUAUUCCCAGCAUCCCAAGGAGAAAGGUACAGUCACCUGAAAAGGACACACAGCACCCCAAGACCAAUGUCUUAAAAAGCACUGAUCACCCAAGAAGGAACUUUCCUAAAUAGAAAUUGGACGUUAGGGGACCAGGUAGUGGCACACCUGGCUGAGUGCACAUGUUACAAUGCACAAGGAUACGGGUUCAAUCACAAGGUCCCCUCCUGCAGGGGGCAAGUUUCAUGAGUGGUGAAGCAUGCUGCAAGACUCUCUCUUCCUCUCUGUCUCUCUCUCUCUCUCUCCCUUUCCCCACUCAAUUUCUCUCUGUCCUAUCAAAUAUGAGAAAAGGGGAAAAAAUAAAGAAAUGUUCUCUGGUGAGAGCUACCAGAUAACCAAAGGUUGGAGUAGAGGGAGAAGAGGGUCAGAGCUCACUUUCUUUUUCACCCAUCCCCAAGUCUACAUGAACAAGAAACCACUCAAAGUGUACAUUGUAUGUUUCCAUUUAUAAAGCUGCUGUUAUUUACCACUGUU